AUGGCAUUCAACAAGAAGUACGCCGGUCUGCCUGACCUGGACCCGGCCCCGGACAUUUACGAAACCCCUGACCUGACCGACGAAGCCUCCACUGUCCCCGCUACCACUCUCCGCACCGACUCCGAUCACGAUGACGCCGGCUUCAAUUCUGACAUUGACCGCGAGGGCGUCAACGCGGACCGGGCGCGUCUGCUUUUCAUGGGUGCGGCAGUCGACGCGCGAGACGCCAAUUUCUCCGACAGCAUUUCCUCGAAGCGCCAAGCAUAUCGCAGCAAAGAAAAGAGCAACCGAAGGCGGCGGAUACGUGAGGAUGGGACCGAGGAGGUUGGCGAUCUGAGUGAUAGCGAGGACGAGUCGCUCGAGCGGCGGCUGGCACGCCUGCGACGCGAAGUGGAGGACUUGAAAGUGGAAAUGGAGAAUCGGUCUAGCUCUGGACCAAACCAGACGUUAGAGACUGGAGCAGGUCAGGCUGCACCUGCAGCUGACAAGGCCGGAGAGAACACGCUAGGCGAUGGCGUUGCAGAGUUGAGCCGGGCAUUGGAUAAUUUGCAUGCUUCGUCACGCGGCGACCAAGCUGCUUCAUACUCAGCGGCGACGGCGCUCACGCAGAAGCUUACUACUGGAUCCCAGAGUGCCACUGCUCCUAGUGUGGACUCCCAGAAGAAACAACCUACCGCCGCCGCAACGGCUGUUACACCCGUACCAUCUCAGACCGCUUCUCCAGCUGCGGGACUCCUUUCUCAUGCAGCUGCGUUUGAAGGACGCCUGGCUCUCCUGGAAGCAUCGAUGGGAAUUUCAAGCUCUUCAAACCCAUUCAUCAGCGAUGGCCUCAGCGAACCCGCUUUGCAGCCCGUACUUCCUUCGCUGGAACAAAUGACCUCUCGCCUUUCAGCGCUCACCAGUCUACUCGUGGGCGGCAACCCUGCCUCUGGUGGUCCCAGCGCGGUCCCUGGUCUCACCACUCCACACUUGGAAGCUUUGUCCACCCGUGUUCGCAAGUUGACCACUGAUGCCGAGGCGCUCGCCUCUGCUCGCAGGCGUGCAACUGACGCCGCCAAGGCUGCCCAGGCUGCACGAAUCGCUACGAGCUCGGAUGCGGACGCUACGGGCGAAGGCUCUGGCGCCAUGGAUGAUGAACAGAUUGCGAAGAUCCAAGCACUCUAUGCCACCCUUCCCACAAUUCAGUCCCUGCACCCCCUGCUACCAAGCGUGCUAGAGCGCCUCCGCUCGCUGCGUGCCUGCCAUGCGGGUGCUGCCCACGCCGCUGAAUCCCUCAACGAGCUUGAAAAGCGACAUGCUGAAAUGGCAACUGAGAUUGAGCAAUGGCGCGAGGGCCUCACGGCCGUCGAGGAGAAGAUGAAACAAGGCGAGGCUGCCCUACGGUCUAACGUUGAGACCGUUGAGCCCUGGGUACGAGAUCUGGAGUCUCGCAUGGCUCGUCUGGAGGGUCCUCCUGGUGGUCUGUGA
Messenger RNA from Penicillium cataractarum, 1467 nucleotides. RefSeq lists its product as uncharacterized. Gene Ontology annotation, biological process: mitotic spindle organization. The record is from RefSeq and is a predicted model, not a curated record. Bases 1 to 1467 code for a protein of 488 amino acids. The transcript has 3 exons. NCBI's taxonomy places the organism in Eukaryota, Fungi, Ascomycota, Eurotiomycetes, Eurotiales, Aspergillaceae. Gene Ontology annotation, cellular component: cytoplasm; dynactin complex.